AUGGCUUUGUACUACACUGCCAGGCACGGCAGCCAACGAUUGCUCAGAGGCAACAAACUGACUUUCGCGAUGGGUUCUUUCUGGAGGCCAUUUUCUUCCAACACUCGAUCGGGUCAACGUAUACGACAUCAGGACCCAUUCAAAGUGUUGGGACUUCAAAAAGGGGCCACCUACCAUAGUGUCAAGGAGGCAUUUUUGAAACUGGCUUUGGAGCAUCACCCAGAUCGACAGAAACAGCCUUCGGAUCCAACAGAUGACGACAAAUCACAAACCGCAAGCAGCGACAAUGCAGCUUCGUUUAUUAGAAUUCGACAAGCCUUUGAAGUGAUCCGAGAAGGAUCUGAUGGACAAGCCGAGGCGGCGGACGAGUCUCAAUGGAGCGAGGAGGAAUUACGAGACUUUAUGGAGGAGCAAACGAGUGAAUUCUUGACGUUCCGAAUGGAUCAUGACACUCGGAAAGAAGUCAUUGCCGCGUUGGAUUUGAGCGCGGGAGGAUUGGACCGGGGAGGAACAUGGAUGAUGGCUCGCAUGCUGGCAGAACGAGAGAAAAGUCAACAACAACAGCCCACAGGACCACCCACCAAGGAGCUUUCGGCAGUAGCCGACUCUCAACGCAUCAAACGAAGAAGGAGGAGGUAG
Molecule: messenger RNA, 639 nt
Organism: Seminavis robusta
Lineage: Eukaryota; Bacillariophyta; Bacillariophyceae; Naviculales; Naviculaceae
Source: the annotation of a GenBank genome assembly